UAAAAAUACAGACUCACCAGUUCCUGCUUUGAUGUGACAUGUGACUCCCCAGAAUACAUCUUGCUUCUGUAGACCAGCUCCAACAGGAUUCCAUGGUAGCUGGAAUGUUAGGGCUCAGAUGUGCUGCCUAAAGUACCCAUGAGAAUGGCCUUUAUGGUUUUCCGCCUGACUGGACGGAAGCUCAGGAACUGAUUCCUGAGAGGAGGCUGACACUGCCCACCCCAGCUCUCAGGCCUCAGGAGCCUGACCACUCCUCUCCUUGGGCCCUUAGCGACCCCUACAGACAUCCGGUGCAGCCCCCAUAGCCAAAAAGGAUGAUGGUCUUCUGGCAUGUGGCUCUUUCCCUAGUGGAUGUUGAUCUUCUGGAGCAGAGAGCCCAUGCAACUCCUUGGGACCUUCCCCUCUGUAGUACAGUGCCCAACAUGAGCGGCUGAUGGACUCACUUCUGAGUGUCCCAAGACCGGUUAUGGCACCCACUACUAUGAAGGCAAGGAAAGGACUCUGGUGUUGUAAGAGGGAAGAAAAGUCAGAAGACCAGGAUCUCCAGGGCCUCAAGGACAAACCCCUGAAAUUUAAAAAGGUGAAGAAAGAUAAGAAAGAAGACAAAGAGGGCAAGCAUGAGCCCCUGCAGCCACCGGCUCACCACUCUGCUGAACCAGCAGAGGCAGGCAAAGCGGAGACCUCAGAAGGGUCAGGCUCAGCCCCAGCUGUCCCGGAAGCUUCUGCCUCCCCCAAACAGCGACGCUCUAUCAUUCGUGACCGGGGACCCAUGUAUGACGACCCCACUCUGCCUGAAGGUUGGACCCGAAAGCUUAAACAAAGGAAAUCUGGCCGCUCCGCUGGGAAGUAUGAUGUGUAUUUGAUCAAUCCCCAGGGAAAAGCCUUUCGCUCUAAAGUGGAGUUGAUUGCGUACUUCGAAAAGGUAGGCGACACCUCCCUGGACCCUAAUGAUUUUGACUUCACGGUAACUGGGAGAGGGAGCCCCUCCCGGCGAGAGCAGAAACCACCUAAGAAGCCCAAAUCUCCCAAAGCUCCAGGAACUGGCAGAGGUCGGGGACGCCCCAAAGGGAGCGGCACUGCGAGACCCAAGGCAGCAACAUCAGAGGGUGUGCAGGUGAAAAGGGUCCUGGAGAAAAGUCCCGGGAAGCUGCUCGUCAAGAUGCCUUUUCAAGCUUCGCCUGGGAGCAAGGCUGAAGGGGGCGGGGCCACCACGUCAGCCCAGGUCAUGGUUAUCAAACGCCCAGGCCGGAAGCGAAAAGCCGAGGCUGACCCCCAGGCCAUUCCCAAGAAGCGGGGCCGAAAGCCAGGCAGUGUGGUGGCAGCUGCCGCCGCAGAGGCCAAAAAGAAAGCCGUGAAGGAGUCUUCCAUCCGGUCCGUGCAGGAGACUGUGCUCCCCAUCAAGAAGCGCAAGACUCGGGAGACGGUCAGCAUCGAGGUGAAAGAGGUGGUGAAGCCCCUGCUGGUGUCCACCCUCGGCGAGAAGAGUGGAAAGGGACUGAAGACCUGCAAGAGCCCCGGACGGAAAAGCAAGGAGAGCAGCCCGAAGGGGCGCAGCAGCAGCGCCUCCUCACCCCCCAAGAAGGAGCACCACCACCAUCACCACCACUCAGAGCCCCCGAAGGCACCCGCGCCGCUGCUUCCGCCCCCGCCCCCUCCCCCACCUGAGCCCCAGAGCUCCGAGGACCCCGCCAGCCCCCCUGAGCCCCAGGACUUGAGCAGCGGCGUCUGCAAAGAGGAGAAGAUGGCGAGAGGAGGCUCGCUGGAGAGCGACGGCUGCCCCAAGGAGCCAGCUAAGACUCAGCCCACGGUCGCGACCGCCGCCACGGCCGCAGACAAGUACAAACACCGAGGGGAGGGAGAGCGCAAAGACAUUGUUUCAUCCUCCAUGCCAAGGCCAAACAGAGAGGAGCCUGUGGACAGCCGGACGCCCGUGACCGAGAGAGUUAGCUGACUUUACACAGAGCGGAUUGCAAAGCAAACCAACAAGAAUAAAGGCAGCUGUUGUCUCUUCUCCUUAUGGGUAGGGCUCUGACAAAGCUUCCCGAUUAACUGAAAUAAAAAAUAUUUUUUUUUCUUUCAGUAAA
This is a messenger RNA of Nyctereutes procyonoides (raccoon dog), 2084 nucleotides long. RefSeq names its product methyl-CpG binding protein 2 (gene MECP2). The coding region runs from base 434 to 1951 and encodes 505 amino acids. The record is from RefSeq and is a predicted model, not a curated record. Gene Ontology annotation, cellular component: nucleus; heterochromatin. Lineage: Eukaryota; Metazoa; Chordata; Mammalia; Carnivora; Canidae. Gene Ontology annotation, biological process: negative regulation of transcription by RNA polymerase II. Gene Ontology annotation, molecular function: chromatin binding; double-stranded methylated DNA binding; methyl-CpG binding. The transcript has 5 exons.